AUGACGCCGGGUUCUCCAGAUGAAGCUCUUCACUUUCGAGGCAAAACUCUGACUCCAGAGAGCCCUCGUCCGCUACACGUCGCGGAACCGACCAAGAUCCCUGUGCUGCAGAACCAAAUGGACCCAGUGUUCAAUGAUACGUCGACUUAUUUUGACACGCCCUUGUCAGACCUUGAAAAUGGUUCCCAGAUGCACCAUCACAAUGGACAAUAUGCAGGUUCGGAGAAUGUGACGAGGUAUCAGGCGCUGGACCAUCACUAUCAACAAUAUCAUCCACCAUCGUCGACACAAACACAAGGUAGCUUUCACACUGGUUCUUUGCAGGCGGAUGAUCGAUCAGUGGACAAGAAAAAUGAGACUUCACUUUCUGCGGGGACAGCAACUGCUAAGCCUUCCCUUCCAUCAGAUCAAUCUGCAGUAGCAGACGAGGAUUCCUCUACUGCGCCGGCCAUAGCAGCGAGCUCAUCUCUAACUGUUCUUCCUUCGUCAGAUCCUGCUGCCCCUCUAGCUCACCCUAACCCCGAUGUCCCUUCCUCUGCCUCCUCUCAGGCUGCCCAGAUCCUGCCCGUCGCGAACGAGGUAAAUCACGCCGUCGCCAGCUGGACCGCGCAGUCGGCACCGCAUGAUCGCUUAGAUUCCCAAGCCAAACCCGAAAAUAAUACUGGUGAGGGUGGUGUGGACUUCCAAAACCUCCUCGAUAAUCUUCCUCCUCCCUCUACUGCCGCUCCAUCUCCUCCCCUACCCUCGGAGACGGCCCCUUCGUCUGCGGACGACGUCUCUGAAGCUCCUCAAAGCCUUCCCCCUCGUCCCCCGCCCCAGGAGAAGCCCUCCAUUCAUCCUAAUUACCAUCCCAGCGAUGAUAUCCGUUCGUAUCAUCAACUCCACCCUCACCCUCCCAACACAUCCACUACCUACCCUUCCCAGCAAAGUAAUUAUCAAUCCAACUUAGGGCUGCCUUCCUUGGCUGCUUCUGGUGCUCCUGGAACCGCGUCGGGCGCCAGCUCAUUGCCUCCACCCCCUGGUCCCAGCUUCCAGCAACCGGCCCCCUCUACCGCAGAAUCGUCUCAGGAGCCCCCUGCAACGGUGACUUCUCCGAAUGGUCGCGCCGAGAAGCCGGUUGGUCGUGUGGUCAAACCCGGAGACGAAGAUGUUCCGUGGGGUCCAGACGUACAGAAGAAAUAUGACCAAUUCCUGCAUGAUGAGAGAGUGUACGUAACGGAGGGACUUUGGGAUCGCUUCCCAAAUGGGUCCCGGUUGUUUGUGGGUAACCUACCAACGGAGAGGGUCACAAAACGAGAUUUGUUUCAUAUCUUUCACCAAUACGGCAAACUAGCCCAGAUAUCUAUCAAGCAAGCCUACGGUUUCAUCCAAUUUGUCGACGCCUCCGCCUGCAAGCACGCGCUCGAUUGUGAACAAGGAGCUGUGAUAAGGGGUAGGAAAAUCCACCUUGAGAUAUCAAAACCGCAGAGGAAUACUCGGGCAGGACCUCCGCCACCUGAGCCAGCUCGUGGUCCUCCACCCCGACAGUCUAGGUCCCCGGACCACAGCAGAGGCGGUCCUCCCAGCGGCCGUCCGAGAGGUUCAGGAGAUCGCUAUGAUCGACCUUACGAGUCAGGUAGAGUCCCAUUUAGUGACUUUAGAGAUGAGCCGAGCCACCGCAGACGCGACGAUUAUCGACCCCCGCCACGAUCGCCCUCUCCACGUCCGUUCCGAGGAAGAGAUGGGUACAGAUCUCGGGAUAGAACUCCUGAACGAUAUGAUCGGCGUGAGAGACGCCGUUCUCGGUCACCGUAUGGGAGAGAUAGACGGUAUCGGACUCCUAGCCCCAGGGGUCGCAACCCAUACGACAGUGAUUCAGACUUGCCAGUGCCCAGGAGAGCCCCGCGAGAUGUCCCAGAAGUGCAGAUCUUGGUUCUCGAAGAAGUUGACCGUAACUUCAUCUUCCACGUGGAGAAUGCCUUCCGCAAUCGAAGUCUUCGGGUCGAUGUCCUGGUGUUAGGUCCUCGCAUACCACUGAACGCGGCAGUUCAGCGGCAGAUUAAAGAAGGGGUUCUUGCUGUUGUGAGACUGUCUCGUCCGAACCAAUUCUCAAGGAAGAUACCUUUGCAGGUCUUUGAUCGCAGUGGUGGGUCAGACAAUGUUCGCUUCAAUGAAUAUCCAGAAGUCGAGCCCAACAUUGCCGCCGAGAUCGUCUUUCAUGCCCAAGCCAUGCAGCGCGGUGCUACUUCACUUCCUUUCCCACCCAACCCAGCGUUCGCCAUGCCAACAAUUCCCAUAGCGCCCAUUCCUCAGGCACCAUUGCCGGUGCUUCCCACUUCUUCCAACGUCGCGAAUAUGAUUUCGUCUCUUGAUGGGCCUACCCUUCAGUCUCUCUUGGGUGCACUGCAGCAGCGACAGCAACAACCCGUUCCCGCUGCACAGCCCUUUACAGCUACCAACAUACCCCAUACCACUGCAGAUCUCGCAAGCCUUUUGAGCGGAGCCACGCGGCCACCUAUUCCUACGAACCCUCAACAACACCUGCCUCCGCAGUACUCGGUCCCAGCCACCAAUGCUCCGGUGGUUCCGGAUCCCAAUCUGAUCUCAUUGCUUGCCAAGGGCCUGGGUGGACAACAGCAACCACAGCAGCAGAACUUGGCGACUAUGAGUCCUCACGUUCAAAACAUUAUGAAUCAGUUAAGCAAGUGGAAACAAUGA
Aspergillus udagawae is the source of this 2697-nucleotide messenger RNA. Its product is annotated as putative RNA-binding protein (Nab3). Gene Ontology annotation, molecular function: RNA binding. Lineage: Eukaryota; Fungi; Ascomycota; Eurotiomycetes; Eurotiales; Aspergillaceae. The record is from RefSeq and is a predicted model, not a curated record. The transcript has 5 exons. Bases 1 to 2697 code for a protein of 898 amino acids.